UCAACCCCUUGCUCCCCUACAUCAGUGAUACAGGAACAACGCCUCCAGAGAGUGGUAUUUUUGGAUUUAUGAUAAACUUCUCUGCAUUUCUUGGCGCAGCCACGAUGUACACAAGAUAUAAAAUAGUUGAGAAGCAAAAUCAAACCAGCUAUUUCAGCACUCCUGUUUUCAACUUGGUGUCCUUAGUCCUUGGCUUGAUGGGCUGUAUCGGAAUGGGCAUUGUAGCCAAUUUUCAGGAGCUGGCCGUGCCGGUGGUCCACGAUGGAGGCGCCCUUCUGGCUUUCGUCUGUGGUGUCGUGUACACGCUCCUGCAGUCCAUCAUCUCCUACAAGUCCUGUCCCCAGUGGAACAGUGUCCUGAUGUGUCACGUGCGGCUGGCCAUCUCAGCCGUGUCCUGUGCAGCGGUUAUCCCCAUGAUUGCCUGUGCGUCCCUCAUUUCCAUCACCAAACUGGAGUGGGAUCCAAGAGAAAAGGAUUAUGUAUAUCACAUAGUGAGCGCCGUCUGUGAGUGGACAGUGGCCUUCGGCUUUAUUUUCUACUUCCUAACUUUCAUCCAAGAUUUCCAGGUUAAUAGCAACACAAGUGACAGAAGCGCCCGGAAGACGGACAUCACUUUUUUGAGCAAGCCUUUUGCCCAGGGUCAACCCAGAGCUGCACAUUCCAGAAUGACGGCAAACAUCUCCACCGACAAAUCCCAUCCUCGGCCAAAGACAAAACCAGACAGACCCAGUGGGCUAGACGUUUUCCAAGGGUCCUGCCUAACGUUCCGCAAGUCUACGACACAACGAGGCAGGUUGACUGCAGACGACCCCUCCCCGGCUUAA
Molecule: messenger RNA, 824 nt
Organism: Carlito syrichta (Philippine tarsier)
Lineage: Eukaryota; Metazoa; Chordata; Mammalia; Primates; Tarsiidae
Gene: DRAM1
Product: DNA damage regulated autophagy modulator 1
Exons: 8
Coding region: 69-824 (251 amino acids)
Biological process (GO): regulation of autophagy
Cellular component (GO): lysosome
Source: RefSeq, a predicted model, not a curated record